Messenger RNA from Penicillium maclennaniae, 1803 nucleotides. RefSeq lists its product as uncharacterized. Bases 1 to 1803 code for a protein of 600 amino acids. The transcript has a single exon. The record is from RefSeq and is a predicted model, not a curated record. Lineage: Eukaryota; Fungi; Ascomycota; Eurotiomycetes; Eurotiales; Aspergillaceae.
AUGGAACAAUAUGAGGAAGAAGUACCCCUUGAACGGAAACCUUUGACUGAGCGCCUUGUGGAGGAAGAGGAAGUCAUGAACGAAGAGCCUGUUGAAGAAUAUCAGCCGGAGAGUCCUCCCUAUUGGGAACAGAGGCCUACCUUGCAGCGCUUACACUCUGCAAACCACGCAGCGGAGAUUGAGCCAGAAACCUAUGAUGACGACAACGAGUCCGUCGACAUCUGGCAACAAGGAACUGAACAAUUGGAGCCUGAUUAUGUCCCUCAAUCGCAUGCCAUCGACCGAGCAGCCUCUAACGAGCAGGAAGCCGUGGAUGACGAUGACAGGGGCUUUGACGAUAUCUGGCAGCAAGAAGCCCGUGACAACAAUUAUCACUCGCAGCACACGGAUGAUCGGGAACAGAUUCCAACAGAGAGCAGUACCAGCCCCUGGCGACCAUUGGAGGGAGCCUACGAGAGUGAAGAAAACAUGAGUUCAUCCCCAGCGUACGUGACCAUGGAUGACGGCAGCACAAAAUAUUUUGGACCAACACAUGUUCGCAAGCUACGGGACGAGGAUGUGGAUCUGUCGGCAUUGCUGGCGCGGGAAGAUACGCCAAACCAUGCGCGCUACUAUAAUGGGACAAGUACUCCCCGAAAUAUCUUAAGCCGCCGGUCUGGCCCGCAGCCCCCGUCGAUCAACGGGUCUUCCCUCAAGUCUGCUUCUUCGCGCAAGACUGGUCAAAAUGCCCGCCUUCAGCCAAUAUCACAGUCACCAGAAAUGGAAUCGGAGCCUGAAGUUAGCUCACCUGCUGUGAGGCAUGGGCUGUCACCUCGGCAGCCUCAGCCAGAGAGGGUACAUGAGACGGGCAGCGUUUCCGAUGCUGGCCUGCACGAGACUGAAUCUAAUCAGGCAGGCUCCGCCGCCACCCCCGAACAUCCACCUCAGCCUAAUGGGGAUGCUACAGGGUCCACCUGGUUCCAGCGAAUCACGAGUCUCACCCCCAGGUGGCUGAAAGCCCCUGCUGAGUCUCACGAGGAUGGUUCGAGUGCCGUCUCCGAACACGAGUCAGAUGAUGAUGACCAGGAAAACCAGGAGGCAAUGGACAGCAUCGAAUCAGCGAAGAAUAUUCGUGAGCACUUCGAGCAUACACCUCGUUCAACUCAUUUGGGCGAAUCACCGCGAAUUCUGGACAAUUCAGUCCAUUCUUCUCAACCAGACACCCGGAAUACUGUGCCCCCGGCAGAAGAGGAGGAUGACGAUGAAGAAGAUCUGUUUAUCGAGCAAGUCGCCUCCAACCCUACCGUGAAAGGCGAAGUACAGUCCACGAAAGAUUAUGACGAAGGCGAGGAGGAAGAUCUCUUUAUCGAACAAGGAGUGCCCAACAAGAGCGCGAAACGCGCUGCUGCAAACCUUACUACCGACGAUUCCCACGGCCUUUCCGGGCCUCGACCUCUGGCGGUUUUCGGCUACUUCUCCGACGACCACUACAGGGCCCUUCGGCGCGUCUACCGAAUGGCGAAGCGAAACCCAGAGCGCUUCCCAUACUAUGACGCACCGGGGCGUGCACAAAUUAUCGGCGAUUGGAUCUGGACCUCGGACGGCCGUCACGGGGUGCCAAUCACCGAAGUACAGUUUGCCAUCAUCGAUCGAUUUGUACAUGACCUCUCUCGGGCUGAUGUACAGUACGGUGGGUCGGGCCAGGUCGAUUGGACAGAGGCUGAUCUGCAUCGGCGUUUGAUUAGCAUCAUUAUUGGGGAGCAGAUCCGAGAAGAGCGCAAGGCCAAGACGACCCGCGGGGUCUCUGUUAAUACAUGGCGAUGA